Molecule: messenger RNA, 3802 nt
Organism: Trichobilharzia regenti
Lineage: Eukaryota; Metazoa; Platyhelminthes; Trematoda; Strigeidida; Schistosomatidae
Source: the annotation of a GenBank genome assembly
ACUUCAGUUUAGUGAAGUUAUUUAGUUUGAACAGGAGAAGCUCCCCACAGGAGACUUCUGUGUUAUACCUCAUAUGGUUUAUUGAAAUUAAAAACUAUGUGGUCUGAUCUAUUAGAUUCGCAGGAGUAAGUGAAGACGUUUUCUGUACUGAUUACGUGAAAAUUCAAAAACGUCCACACACUUCGAUAUACCAAUCAUUGUAGAAAUUUCGUAGAAUCAGUCUAUAGUGUUUGCAAACCUAUAGUUCUCCUCAAGGAGGUCGAUAGUUUUCAUGGGACCACUAGAUGUGAAUGAAUACAAACAUAUUCAGCGUAAAAUUCAUGAUGAAUAAAUUAACCAUCGCAGACUAAUUCAAGAAAUGGAUUUUCUAAGAAAUUUAUCUUUUGAUGAAUCAGUUUGUGAAACAUUUUCAUCAUUAUCAUUCAAGUUAUCAGAAAGCAGUUUUUGGAAUUUGUAUAAGUCAUCGAGUAAUACGGUUAACUCUAAACAAGAAAUAAGAAGCAGUACAAGUAAAGAAAAACCUAAAAUCAUUUUUCCCAAAACAUCGGCUUUGAGAGAAUCAGCCUUCUCAAAGAUAUCUGAUUUGGUCACUACAAAGAGUAAUGAUUAUCAGAAAAGAAAGAUACCGAAAUUUAUGUUAUUUAAAGGGACCAACAGAAGAAAGCAUAACGCUAAAUCAUCAGAAAUUUCUGCUAGUGAAAAUGCGUUGGCUUUGAAGGCCAGUAAAAGCUAUGCAAAGACAAAGUCAAUAACUGAUUCGCAUAUAAAGUUAUCAGGAUUUCGUUUCGAUUUCUUAAAAAUUCCUACACUUGUUAGUGGAAAGAAGCAUUUCGACCAGUAUUUGAUACAAACAUCGGAUGAAAUCCGUGAAACUCACAGAUCACAACAGUGCAAGUCUGAUAAGGCAAAUGUGCAAAAAUCCACUGUCAACCUGAAAAAGAAUUUGUAUGAUCACCUUUUCGAUGAAGCAGUUAUGAAAGCUGAACUGAAAAAUGUUUUAUUUCUAUGGGCAAAGGAAUGUGAGGUUGAAAUUUCAAAGUUACCGUUAAAUAAGAUUGAUCAUAUUUUAAACUGUUCAAAUACAAUUGAAAAUAAAGUUCAAUUACAAGCAAUUGUUUCCAUUGGUCUUUUUGAAAGCAAAUUUGAAAGCAUUGAACUGGACAGACUCCGUGAUUGCCUUCUAUACAAAGGUGCAGAUAUUAUUCUGGCCAUUUGUUUAUGCCUUACUAUAAUGGGCUAUUCAGAUCCAAAAUGUAUUGAAAAACUGUAUGAAUUAAUAACUCUAUGUCAAAAUUCAACAAAGACAGAUGAAGCGUACACUAGCCACUCACUAACAAUUUCAUAUACAUCAUUAAAUCUAAUGAAAUGGGCAGCUGCAAUGUGCUUAGCUAAAUUAAAUCAAUGCAAUCUAGAAAUAAUCAACAUUUUAACGAGACCACUAUUUGAUCAGUUAGUUCAUUUCAUUCCUGAGCAAUAUCCAAAUAACCGUUUUAAAAUACAAACGCAGGAAUCUGAUUUUCCUAUAAAAAAUUCAGCAGAUUUGAAGGAAAAACGAACUCAUUCUUUUGUUUCAAAUCUUUCCAAUAUGAUUAAAUUUGACUUAAAUAAAAGAAAUACUUUUUUAAAUGCAAUUGUUUACUAUUCCGAAGUCAAAAUGGUUUUACGUCUUAGCAGAGAUAAUUCAGAAGUUGAGGACUACUUGACUGAAUUGUUAACUUCCCCGAAUUGGAGAAUAAGACUGUGUUCGUGUUGGCUAUUGUCUGUUAUAUUAUGCAAAUUGAGUAAGAAUACACUUACACGGAUAAAUCGCCUACUCCUACUAGACUGGAACAGUAUGUUGCGAAUAGCAGCUCUCCAUUCUCUUCAAAUUGAAACCAACAGUAUAAAUCAAUCAUUAUUAUGGUGUAACCGAUCAUUCAAUGAUCCAUUCUUGUUAAAUAAUAUCCAAUCUUAUUUUAAGCAAGAAGGAAUACACAAAUCUUCUUUGACCUCUGAAUCAAUGCCUCACCGACGUGCACAAAGAUUAUACCAGCUAUACAAAGAAGGUCUUCCUUCUGCUGAACUGGUUAGACAACUUCAUAUCGCUUUGCUGGAUGAAUACAGCUGUGUACGUGAAAUGGCUUGUGUUAUCAUCAAACAGGAAAAAUUAGCUGGAGAAUCAAUUAUUUUGAAUGAACUACUCAAGAAUGUGAAGAAUGAUGUAAAUAGCAAUGUGAAAUUAAUGGCUUUAAGAGAACGAGUGCAGUCAAUGCAAUCAAUACUAAGGAUGUUUGUUGCGGGAGACGAAAUUCGAGUAUAUAUUGUUUCAAUUCACUGUGCACAAAAUUAAUAUUCCGAGUCUCAGAACAAAUGUGUAGCAUUGUGAUAUGGUGUUCAGUACUACUUCCACGACUGUGGAGUGUUUUUGAACCAACACACAUUAGAUUUACGAAAAGACCCUAAAAGAUCUAGGCUUUCUGCGUAAUGUCGCACUUACUUUAAGGUCUCUUGGCGAAAAUCAGCAAGCUGGCUGGAGAGGCAGGCAGAGAAGACAGGACUUCAAGAAGAUAGAGGUAAUAGAGAAACCUAAUCAACAAUGACAACAAACGUCAGUCACCAUCUUCAGGAAAAAUCUAAUGGGAAUCAUCACUUUCAUUUACUUUUUUUAAUUAUUCCACUCAAAACCCAAUAAGAAUUACAACUAUGUGAUAAACGUAUGUCUUCGUAUAAACUCCACCUAACUUUGUUAAUGGUCAUUAUAAAGAAUUCGAUCAACUAAUUAUAGUGGUUUUAUCCCAAGGUCAGUCAAGACUGGAUGUAGCUUGCUGAAUAUUUUACUCAUCUACAUAUGACAGUCACUGGCUGGUCUGUUUGGGAAUCCAGUUAGGCAGUAUAUAUUAGGCAUAUAUAUAAUUUGCUUUUCUGGUUUUCAAGCACUAAAAACGCUAUCAAGUUGUAAUGUGAGCAGUCCAACUUCAGAAUGUAUUCAGAAUCAACUAUGUGACGCUGUUCAAUGUGAAAUGAAUUCAUAUAUUCGACAAAAACUAUUUCACCUUUUACUAUGGUUUAUAGAAACACGUUUUAUCACAUGUGAUACGAGUGAUCAUUUAAAUAACCAUAAAAUUGAUCUAUUAGCAAAAGAAUCACUUCUCAACGAGUAUAAUUCAUUAAUAGAAAAGUCAGUUGACUUCAAUAAAUUAUUUGAUAUACAAGAUGAUGUAAUUCAUUACAUUUUGAAUUCUUAUGAUCAAAGUGACUGUUUAUCACCAUCGCCAUUAUCAUCACAUAAACUAUACUCGAAUGCUAUACGUGAAGCACUUAUUCCAAAUUACGACAAAUCCAUUAAUGAUGACAGAAUAAAUCAAAUGAAACGGCAUAAAUUACCCUGUGAAUUCUACUCUUUGUAUAAUUCAUUGAAAAAUUCUGUUAAAUAUGACCAAUGUGAAGAAAUUCGAAGCGAAUUAUCGAAAAUGAUAGAACCAAUAUUCUCGCAGAUAUUAGAAAGAGCAAGUGAAAAUGCCCCUGAAAACUGUUAUUAUUCAUAUGACAAUGAUUUCGACCUGUUACGUGCAUUAAUCGAUGAAAAGUGUAAAGAUCUGGUUAAAAUAUGUCAUGAUAUUAUUCAGUACUCUUAAAUCAACACUUUGUUCUAACUUAGUGUUCACAGAAAGAUAAUUAAUUUUGAAACAAUUAAUAUUUUGGCGUUAGUUACUACUCACCGAUGUACAAUAAUUAUUGUCAUUUUGAUGUAUUUAUCUUUAUUUUUACUACUGUAACCAUGGAAUCUUUCCUUUUUUAAAUAUUAGUUUUCAUAUAGUUUUAA